CUCCCACUUGAUUCUGCCUUCUCAUUCUUUUGAUAUACAUCAGUUUCAUAAAGAACCACACAAACGAUGUCACUCGACCCUCUGCCGAAUCGCAACCCUACCCCACCACCCACUCUGUCCCCCUCCCCGAUCCGUGUUCUCGUCCAAACUCUAACCCACCUGGUACCCUCUACCAACCAAGCUGGUGACAAGAACAUAUACGAUGACAAGCUCUUCACCAUGCUUGAUACCAUCUGUCAACAUACCUGGAAUUGCGACUUCGACGGUCACGUGCAUCGAUGGUACACAUACGGUGAUGAAUUCGGAUACAGCCACCGAAUGUGUUUCUUUCUGAUAGACUAUGGAACUGCCCCAGGUGGUGAUGACUCCAAAGUACCGAUUUGGCCUUUGUUGAUGAUUGAAUAUAGCAUCGACAAGCCCCAAAUCCUUCAAUUCGAGGACGUACAAGCUGAGCUUAAAAGUGUGCCAUUUACACCAGCACCAUAUGAGCCUUUAGGAAAACUUCCCUUUUGGGAUGUAGUGCGCAAAAGGCUGAGGAGUGCGCAGAGGAUUCCCGUCCGAGAGUUGGACCAUAUGCGCGACCAUCCUGAAGAUGUGGAGUGGUUGGAGAGGAAGGUGAGGCCUAGAUUCUGGACGAGCUUUAUGGAGCAGUUGCAGGAUAUUGAGAAGACGAAGGCGUGGGAGAUGGAAUAGAG
This is a messenger RNA of Aspergillus neoniger CBS 115656, 695 nucleotides long. RefSeq lists its product as uncharacterized. The transcript has 2 exons. The record is from RefSeq and is a predicted model, not a curated record. Lineage: Eukaryota; Fungi; Ascomycota; Eurotiomycetes; Eurotiales; Aspergillaceae. Bases 67 to 693 code for a protein of 208 amino acids.